Chelonus insularis is the source of this 4915-nucleotide messenger RNA. RefSeq names its product transmembrane protein 94-like protein l(2)k05819. The record is from RefSeq and is a predicted model, not a curated record. NCBI's taxonomy places the organism in Eukaryota, Metazoa, Arthropoda, Insecta, Hymenoptera, Braconidae.
UGCAGUCGUUCCACUCGAAGAGUCAAGUAAUGUCAAGGUACCAUUAUUAUGAAAAUAAUCAAGAACAAUUGUGCUAUAAACACAUAAUGAAGAAAUGUUGGCAAACUAUUUAUUGUGUUUAGAUUUUUUGACAUAAAAAGUUUAAACGAAAUAGCAAUGGCUGGGAGUGAAGUUGGCGGGGACGUUUCUUCAACAAAUGAUCCAGAUCAUAAGUCCAAGAUCAAGGAUAAACUGGGACUUACUACGACGGAAGCUCUAGAAAUUCUCCAUAGAGAAAUAAAACGUGUAUUAGUGGAGUAUGAGGAAGAUUAUCGAAAGAAAAGAAAAUAUAGAGCCUGGUUAAAAGACACUCUGCAUCAUAAAAGUCAAUAUACUACACUGUGUUGGACUUCAGCAUUUGCGUUGCUUAUGAACGCUAUUUGUUUGCUAGUAGCAUACUUUAAUUCUAAUGAUUCAAGUUAUUCUAUACUGCCAUACGAAGGACUUAUUGUUUGUUGCCUUGUGAUAUUCAAUUUCAUCUUAGUCGUAUCUGACAAUAUUUUACGACAUCAUGAAAUUUUACAUAGGGUAAAAAUUCUGUUGAAAAAGUUAGAAGCUGCACGUUCAUUAUGCAAGUGGAGACCAGAAAAUUAUCCGCAUCUUUGUACACCAUUAUCACCUUGCGUAACAUUACAAUGGACAUACAGAGAUAACGUAAUAGUUAAUUUACCGUGGGCUCUAUUAGUAGCUAGUGAUAUAAUUGUCAUUAAACCGGGCCAACAAGCUCCAGGAUAUUGCGUUCCAGUUGACGACUCUAAUGGACCAGUUUUACAUGCUAAAGAAGUUUAUUGCCCGAAAGUUCAUAGUACAAAUGAAAUAUUUUCAACACCUCAAACAAGAACUCCAUUAAAAAAUCAAAAUUAUAAACUACAAGAGACACCCUAUUUAGCUAAUUUACGUAUGGCUUUGGAUCAAGCUCUUAAUAGACCUGUCACUUAUCACAAUCGUGAACGUCAUCUUCUGAUGAUCUGUUGCAUUGAGCAACUGGCUUAUCCAAUCCUGUUGAUUCUUGUGCAAUUAGUAAAUUUAUUGAGAUAUUUAUAUUUUCAAGAAUACGCCGGCACUGGCCACUGGACCGAUGUAUUUUUAGUCCAGCCUAUUGCUGUGACUUUGCCACUUUUGCCAAUAAUAUUUCCGGCCUUUUGGAUCUUCCUAAAUUGCUUUGGGAUGGCGCGGUUCAAAGCCUUAUUUGAGCUUUAUUUGUCUUCAACAAAGAUGCCGUUUGUUGAUCCUUUCGAAGAUACAGAUAUUUCAGGACCAAAUAAUCCAGAAGUAGUUUACAAUUGGUCAGAGUUAAGAACAUAUUUUUUUGAUAUACUUUUUGGAAAGGAAUAUAUGAUGUCACGUUCUGCCAGUAUUCUUCAUGUAUUAGGAUCAGUUACAGCUCUAUGUUGUGUUGACAAAAAAGGAAUAUUAUCCUGGGCAAAUCCUACAGCUGAAAAAGUUUUUUUUUUAAGAAAUGCAAAUGCAGUUUCUAGGACAUCGAGUACUGUAAGUCUUGAUAAACCUCCAGAAACUUCUCGUACUACUGAACCAAUAAAAAAUGACAAUUACAAAAUGUCUUAUAAUCAGCAUGACAUGUCUCACUCAGUGGCUGAAGUUCUUGAUUUGACACACGACCAUGCAUUACCAUUUCGACUCCAAUUUGAUGACCCUUCUUGGCGACAACAUUUGAAUUCAUUAAAACCACUUGGAUUGGCUAUUCUUUUAAACACUUGUAACAUGGAAACUCAAGAACAUUAUACGCAAUUUUGUUGUCAUGUUACAUGUGAGGCUUUAUAUAAUGAAAAUUUGGUACCUGUUAUAAACAGAAGCUGCCAGAGCAAUCACAGUAAGGCUGACUUACCAGAGAAAGACGAAAUGCAAAGUUCGAGGCAGAAUUUAAUCGAGGAGUCUGAAAAUUUAGGAAAGACGGGAUGCCUCUGUGAACUUGCAAAACAGAUUGGGUUUCAAGAUCAAGCUCAAGAAAUAUUCCAAUUGGAGCAACAGCUUUCAACAUUUCGACAUGUCCAGCCUGAAAUGGUACGACGUGACAUAAAAUUUGCUCGUUCUCUGAGCAUAGCUACUAAAUUAAAAUUUCCAUUUCCACACAUGGUCGCAGUGGUAAUGAAAGAACGUACUGGUGGUAGUUUACAAUUAUUGACACAAGGUACAGCUGACAUAAUUCUUGAUUCUUGUAUUGAAUUUUGGGAUGGACACGAUCUUUGUCCAUUAUCUAUCUCUGACAGAAAAAAAGUUUUGGAUUUCUAUCAACGAACUAGUUUAACGUCUUACUGUACAGCAUUUGCAUAUAGACCAUUAAUAAGGAGUAUCAAUAAUAAAAUGUCUAAUAUUUAUUUGGAACUUCCAUCAGAUAGUAAACAUUUAUAUGCACCUCAUAGAAGUCCUACACCUUUACCAUGGGAUUUUAGAAAUGUUUUAGAUCCACGAGUAAAAGGCUUACUUGGCCAAUUUCAUUCAACAGAUUCUUUACUUUGCACGGAGAAUAAAGAUGAAGAAGUCAGUGAUGUAGAUAGCUGCUUUGAAAUCCAAUGUAAUCAAAUCUUCAUUGGGAUGGUAACAAUGCAAUAUCAAGCACAAGCAGAUAUGGUCCAACUGAUCGAACAAUUAGAAAGAGCGUGCAUAAGAUUUGUUCACUUCAGCAAAGAAAAUGAAUUACGAUCGCGAGUUUUCUCCGAGAAGAUGGGUCUUGAAAGCGGAUGGAAUUGUCACAUUUCGUUACUCAGCGAAAGGGCUAGGUCAGAGAGCCCAGUUGGAUGUUGGGUGAGCCAGGCAGCAGCCAUGUCCUCACUAACGUCUUCUGCCCAAUUCCAUCAGUAUAAUCAUUCGUGCAUGGAUGAGGCCAGCCAAUUGCUUAAUCAUGUAUGUCCUCGCUCCAAUCUAGACACAAGUAAAGCUAUGAGUAUGUCUGCUCCCAGUGCAAUAAAUACAGAUUUUGCAACGGUAAAAUUUGAGAAUGAAACUACAGAAUGGCACAAUCCAGAGCCAUCACAUACUAAAAGUGCCAUGAGUCACAGCUUGAGUCAUUCCCCAGACGGAAAUGGAAGUGCAGAAACGCCAUUACUUCCGGAACACGAUACAAUAAGGAGUGAGGAUAGUGUUCUGGUUCAAAGCGUAGAUUUAGGAUCCGGUCAUGAAGCAUGGAGAUCUUUAAGUUGUCUAACUGAUAGUACAGAACAAAGUGCACCAGUGAAUUUUGAUCUUUCAAAUAGGGCGAAAUUACCUCGAGGAAUAGAUAAAAUUCGUCCACAUUUGGAAAUGAUCGAUAAUGUGCCCUUAUUAGUAUCGUUAUUUACAGACUGCAAUACUACAGUCACAAGAGAAAUGUUACACAUCAUGCAAGAUUAUGGAGAAGUUGUUUGUGUCCUUGGUUCUUCUGCUAAUGCAGAAAAUAUGUCAAUUUUUAUGCAAGCAGAUGCAGGGGUAGCUGUGGAACCUCUCUAUCCUCAGGUUUGUCAAAAAGUUCCUGUAAUGGUUCAUACUCGUGAAGAGCAAGGACCAUCUCCUGUAGAUCUUAGUCGAGCUCUUAACUCGAUAGCAUGCUCUUUAAGUGUAAAAAGAGAAGAUCCUAUAGCUCUAUUUCAUCUUGUAAUGGAGGCUCGGGAUUAUAUGAAGUGCCUAUGGAACUGUGUUCAAUUUUGGCUGUGUUGUAUUAUAACGCUUUCUUUUGCUCAAGCGUUAUCAGUAUUUUUAUUAUUACCACCGUUGCUCUCUAUUAAUCAAGUAAUGUGGUUGAUUUGUCUCAUUAUUCCGCUUUUAUCUGUGUCGAUGAUGGCAACACCAACUGAUCCUACAAUAAUGCAAAGAGCUACAGGAAAAAAUCAGUGUGUUGUUAAUGGCGAGGUGACAUUUUUUGUCUUAUGGUGUUAUGGCAGUAAAUUUCUACCAACCAUACUUACUCUCAUUGUAUCAGAAAUAGUGAUGUAUAUGUUUCUAUGCCCAUUUUAUGCUAAUGAAAAUGCAGAAUGUUUUUAUAUCUAUCCUGAUGUCAAUAGUGAAGGAAGCUGGGGAGGAUGGAGUUCACAGCCAAACAUUAUCAAUAUGGCUCAACAUGUUGCUUUGAUAAUAAUAGUUGCACACUUCGUUGUUAUCUCUGUCAGUUUUGUCCAUAGAGAAUAUUUAAUUUGCCGGAAAAUGCCUUUUAAUAAUUUAUUGUGGUUUUGCAAUGUUGUUAUUGUGCUGGCAUUACAAGCACUGUUUUCUGGUAAUACAUUGUACGAAUUAUUGAAAACUGAACAGCAAAAAAACGACAAAUUUCCAAUUUAUUUACCACUCAUUUUCUCAGUAUCUCUUCCGUUAGUAUUUUUAUUGAAUGAACUAGUCAAAUGGCAAGAAAUUAAAACUAAUGUAAGAUAUCAAAAGAGGGCACGUUUAGAAUUUGGUACUAAACUUGGCAUGAAUUCGCCCUUUUAAUACUCUCAUAAAUGAAUUUCUAAAAAGGACUGAAUUUGUUAUAAAUAUUAAUGCCAAAUAUUAAAUACUGAAGAUUAUAAUUUAAUAACCACGAGGUCCAAACAAUGUUUUUAACAAACUAAAGAUUAUAAAUAGACUUUUAAUGACCUGGGUCUUGUCUAUACAAGUGUUUUUCCAUAAAAAUCGAAUUUUUUAUAAUAAACUUUUAGCUCAAUAAAUAUUCUUUUGCUAUAAGCAGUGAUAAAUACGCACAGAUAUUUCUACUUAUGCGUUUACCGUACUUAUACAUAUAUUGAUCAUUAUUGCAUAAUUGUGUCUUUUAUUAUUUUUAAUUUAGAAUCAUUUUUAUUUCGUUUAGUGACCAUUUUUAUCAAUUAUUUAAUAAGCUCUUUAAUAGAUCAAGCAUUUAAUGUUAUGUUAGUUAAAUAGCAAACGAUGGAAUAGAUUUAUAAAAUGAAGCAAU